Molecule: messenger RNA, 1077 nt
Organism: Episyrphus balteatus (marmalade hoverfly)
Lineage: Eukaryota; Metazoa; Arthropoda; Insecta; Diptera; Syrphidae
Gene: tex
Product: THO complex subunit 3
Exons: 6
Coding region: 91-1056 (321 amino acids)
Biological process (GO): mRNA export from nucleus
Cellular component (GO): THO complex part of transcription export complex
Molecular function (GO): protein binding
Source: RefSeq, a predicted model, not a curated record
GACGUUUGUUUGUUUAUUUCCUACCUACUGAAAGUAAAAAAAGUUUUUUAAUAUUUUUCUGCAACAUUUUUAUUAAUAAAAUUUUACAAAAUGCCCCGCAAAAAUGCCAACAUUGAAGAACUACAAACUUUUUUCAAGUCUCAUAGUAAAAUAAAAGAACAAAAGGCCCACACUUCCAAGGUUCACUCAGUUGGUUGGAGCUGUGAUGGCAAACGCCUAGCAUCAGGAUCUUUUGAUAAAACAGUUGCAGUCUUCACACUAGAUCGAGAACGUGUGAAUAAAGAAAACACUUAUCGUGGCCAUACUGGAUCAGUAGACCAACUAUGUUGGCAUUCAUUCACCCCAGAACUACUUAGCACAGCUAGUGGUGAUAAAACGGUCAGAAUCUGGGAUAUUCGAGCGGGAAAAUGUUCGACAGUGACGAACACUAAAGGAGAGAACAUUAAUAUCACUUGGUCACCGGAUGGUAGAACUAUUGCUGUUGGCAACAAAGAAGAUUUGGUUACUUUUAUUGAUACUAGAACAAAUAAAGUUCGAGCUGAGGAACAGUUCAAUUUUGAGGUAAAUGAAAUUGCUUGGAACAACACCAGCGAUAUGUUCUUUCUCACAAAUGGUCUAGGUUGUGUACAUAUCCUCAAUUACCCUGGACUCGAAUUACAACAUGUUCUAAAAGCUCAUCCUGCCACUUGCAUUUGUAUUGAAUUUGAUCCAACAGGAAAGUAUUUUGCUACUGGAUCAGCAGAUGCCCUUGUAUCUAUUUGGGAUGCCAAUGAACUAGCUUGUUUGAGAGUUCUUUCUCGAUUAGAUUGGCCAGUGCGUACAAUAUCAUUUAGUUAUGAUGGGAAGCUUCUAGCAUCAGCUAGUGAAGAUCUAUUAAUUGAUAUAGCUCAUACUGAAACAGGAGAAAAAAUAUCAGACAUUCCCGUAGAUGCAGCUACUUUUACAGUUGCAUGGCAUCCAAAACAAUAUUUGCUGGCUUAUGCAUGCGACGAUAAAGAUAACAACGAUAGGCGCCGAGAAGCUGGCAAUUUAAAAGUUUAUGGUUUUUCUGAAUAAAAUUUAUUUUUCUUUUUUUCA